UUUCUUCACAUUAUUCUGAUUAGGGCUUUUACAGUUCGAAAAACCUGCAUGCUGAUUGGCUUAACAGCAAUCAUCCCAUCGUGGUGAAACAAACUCGCGUUACUCUGUCGAAGAGGAAGAGGAGCGAGGCGCAUCGCCUCUGCAUAGUACCAUCUUUCUCUCCUUUUUUAAAAUUUAACAUCAGCUAUAGUAGGCUAUUUGGCAAUAGUCUGCAAGGACAAAGGAGCUUUGGAGGUGGAGGAACAGGGCAAUGAUGACGGGCAAAUCUGUGAAAGACAUUGACAGAUAUCAGGCUGUCCUCAACUCUUUACUGGCGCUGGAGGAGAAUAAAUUCUGCGCAGACUGCGAAUCAAAAGGUCCGAGAUGGGCGUCCUGGAACUUGGGCAUCUUUAUCUGCAUCCGCUGUGCUGGCAUCCAUCGAAACCUUGGGGUGCACAUCUCCAAGGUCAAGUCUGUCAACCUGGACCAGUGGACGCAGGAGCAGAUCCAGUGUGUCCAGGAGAUGGGGAACGCCAAAGCCAAACGCCUCUAUGAGGCUUUCCUACCGGAGUGUUUCCAACGCCCUGAGACAGACCAGUCUGCAGAGAUCUUCAUCAGGGACAAGUACGAUAAGAAGAAGUACAUGGAUAAAGUCAUUGACAUCCAGAUGCUCAGGAAAGAAAAGAGCUGUGACAACAUACCCAAGGAGCCGGUUGUGUUUGAGAAGAUGAAACUGAAAAAGGACAUCAGCCCGAAGACGCAGUCCCAGUCCGUCACAGAUCUGCUUGGAUUAGACGCCCCUGCCCCGAGUCCUGCGGUGUCUAAUGGUGGCGGGUGUGCUCCAGAGGAGAAACAGAGCCCAGCGGUGGCUAAUCCGGCUCUGUCACACUCCGCCCUGGAUCUGUUCAGCUCUCUGCCAACAUCCUCAUCUGCCUCCUCCACUAAGACCACGCCUGUAUCCAGCAGCUCCAUGCCUCGCAGCAGAGUGGCUGCCUCUGUCCCUGAGAACCUCAGUCUGUUCCUGGACCCGGCGCCCAAAGCAGAGGAGACCACCGUCAAGAAACUGUCCAAGGACUCGAUCCUGUCUCUGUACGCCUCGGCUCCCUCGGUGCACGCCAACAGUAUGACCGCUCACGCUGGCCUGUACAUGAAUCAGAUGGGAUACCCCACACACCCGUAUGGUUCAUAUCACUCUUUAGCCCAGGCAGGUGGGAUGGGAGGAACCAUGAUGGCGUCACAGAUGGCCAUGAUGGGCCAGCAGCAGAGUGGAAUGAUGGGAGUUCAGCAAAGCAGCAUGAUGGGACUCCAACAGAGCAGCAUGCUGGGACAACAGAACGGCUUGAUGGGUGCCCAGGGAGUCAUGGCUCAGCCUGGUGGGGUUGCAGCAUCACCCUACAUGACAGGGAUGACUCAAGGCAUGAUGGGACAGCAGCAGAGCGGUAUGAUGGUUCAGCAGCAGAACGGCAUGAUGGGACAGCAGCAGAAUACCAUGAUCGCGCAGCAGCAGAGUGGGAUGAUGGGACAGCAGCAGAAUGGCAUGAUGGGACAGCAGCAGAUGGGAGGUUUGCCCACAUUACCUCAGCAGCAGGUGUACGGAGUGCAACAAGCCCAGCAGCUGCAGUGGAACAUCACCCAGAUGACUCAGCACAUGGCGGGCAUGAAUUUCUACGGCACCAACGGCAUGAUGGGAUACAGCGGUCAACACAUGGGAGGAUCAACGACGCCGAGCUCCGCGCACAUGGCAGCGCACGUCUGGAAAUGAACUCCUCUGCCCCCAGGAAGCGAGACAACGUCAACAACCAACACGGGAGCUAGGAAACUGGGUUAGAGAAAUUUCUGGACUCUCCUUAAGAAAUUUUUUGAAUGCAAGGGGGGAGGAGGAGGAGGAGGAGGAGGAAGACGAAGAGGAAGAGGAGGGUGGAGCCAGGUCUGAGGAAUAAGGUUUAGGAAACUACUACUACCUCUCUUUCUCUCUCCUCUCCAAACACCUUUCCUCUUCCCAUCUCAUCCAUAGCCAUGUUUUGCAAAUUCCCAUGCUUGCCUUCAGAACAUUCUUAUAUGGCAACCCAGACAAAUGAAAACAGGGUUCAGAGGCCACGCAUCUCAUAGUCUACCCUGCCUGUGUGUG
Molecule: messenger RNA, 2107 nt
Organism: Myripristis murdjan (pinecone soldierfish)
Lineage: Eukaryota; Metazoa; Chordata; Actinopteri; Holocentriformes; Holocentridae
Gene: smap2
Product: small ArfGAP2
Exons: 10
Coding region: 251-1741 (496 amino acids)
Cellular component (GO): cytoplasm
Molecular function (GO): GTPase activator activity
Source: RefSeq, a predicted model, not a curated record